AGUACUAUAAAACCGCUUCCGUCUCUCUAAACUCCACCAAACUUCACUUGAACAACUCAAACAAAAUCUCUGUGUCUCUCUCUAAUUUUCUUUUAUUGUGAUAAAUAAUCAUGAGUAGUAGUAAAGAUAAAAUCCCUAAAAGAUGCAGCAAAUUCGAUGAAGACGGAAAUGAGCUGAGAAGAGGGCCAUGGACACUAGAGGAAGACCAUCUCCUGAUUGGACACAUCAGCUCGCAUGGGGAAGGCCAAUGGAACUCCUUAGCCAAAUCUGCAGGGCUGAAACGAACAGGGAAAAGCUGCCGAUUAAGAUGGCUGAACUAUCUGAAACCGGACAUCAAAAGAGGAAACCUUAGCCCCCAGGAACAGCUGUUGAUCCUGGAACUCCAUUCGAGAUGGGGAAACAGGUGGUCGAAGAUAGCAGAGCAGCUGCCGGGAAGGACCGAUAACGAAAUAAAGAAUUAUUGGAGGACGAGAGUGCAAAAGCAAGCCCGGCAGCUCAAGCUCGAUUCCAACAGCACCAAGUUUCUAGAAGCCGUCCGACUCUACUGGAUGCCCAGACUGCUCGAGAAAAUGGAGCAACACAAAUCACCUUCCUCCCAAACUCCCAAUCUCGCCCCUUCGCACAACCCUUUUCUACCCGACAUGGAAAUAAUUUCUACUUCUGAUCAGCUCUCCUUUGAUGGGUACGGCAUGCAAGAAUCGGAGUGCCACGCGGCGGAUGUUGAUUGGUUCGGGGAGGAGAUUGGGAUGACCUCUUUUUGGAACAGCGAUGAGUUGUGGCAGUUUCGGAAGGUUGAUCAGUGUGUAGAUUAGAUUGAUAAUGAGAUGAUCAUGCUGUUAGUGUACAAAAUGGCUCUUGUUUUUGUGGUAGGGCCAAAAACAUCUACUCAUUACCUAUAUAUAUAUAUGUAUCAGUGUUUUGUUAAGUUUAUAUAUGUAUGUACAGUGGUUCUACUUAAUUAUAUAAGCUUUUGAUGAUUUGAUCUUACAAAGGAUUCAUCGUAAAGGUGAUGAGUAAGGUAGUGCAAUGUAUCCUCCAUUCUUGAAUAUAUAUAUAUAUAUAUAUAUAUUCUUAUUAAUUAA
Molecule: messenger RNA, 1082 nt
Organism: Salvia miltiorrhiza (redroot sage)
Lineage: Eukaryota; Viridiplantae; Streptophyta; Magnoliopsida; Lamiales; Lamiaceae
Product: transcription factor MYB62-like
Exons: 2
Coding region: 111-812 (233 amino acids)
Biological process (GO): regulation of DNA-templated transcription
Cellular component (GO): nucleus
Molecular function (GO): sequence-specific DNA binding; DNA-binding transcription factor activity
Source: RefSeq, a predicted model, not a curated record